Molecule: messenger RNA, 12851 nt
Organism: Pocillopora meandrina
Lineage: Eukaryota; Metazoa; Cnidaria; Anthozoa; Scleractinia; Pocilloporidae
Source: the annotation of a GenBank genome assembly
AUGGUUCUGCAAUUAGCACUCCAUGUUCAAACAUGUCUUCACCAACACAACAAACCACUGUUAUCACUUUAUGAUGAAAUGAUGGCUAACCAGCUUAAAGAGGAGGAGAGACUCCAAGCUUCUGAGCGUCAAAGACUGCAGAUGGAGAUUGAAGCUAACAAAGAGCGGGAAGAAAAUGAGGUAAGGAGAAUUUGUCCUCCAAAGUAUCUGUAAACUAAGGAUUAUUUUGCAUGCCUUUGUAGGCCUUAUCUGUAACAUUAUGUUCGUCAUUUAUUAGAUCCUUAGAAUAUAAAGGGUGUGUCACCAUAACAACUGGAAGGGAUCUUUAACUCUUUCACUCACAAGAUCCCAGUAGUAAUUAUCCUCACUGUCUACUGUGUGAUUUUAAGAUGUUAGGUUGGAGAAUUUUAUCAUAUUGGAUCAACUAAUAGUCCCCUAAUUUACAUUUGUGUUUACUCUUAUCGCUUGUCUGCUUGCUUUUGUAUUGAUAUUGUAAGGAGAAAUUCUUCCUUGGUCACUCAUGGGAGUUAAAAUGGGAAGAUGCUUGGAAGAGGCGAAUAAAUGAAUUUUAGUCAACUCAGGUGUUUCAGCCAAUGAUUUUCUAUUAUAUGGUUUUUUUUAGAAACGUAAGAUAGAAGAAGAACUACGGUGGAGAGAUGAAGCUAUGAAAGAGAACAAACGACCGAGAACUGUUGUUAUUCUAGUAAGGAUUCUGUUUUAAAAUUAACUUUAUUUAGAGCGAUAUUCUAUUGAGUUUCAUAAAACCAAGAAAGAAAAUCACAACGGGAAAUCAAGAGAAAGGAAAAUACCCUGAAGAUUCCACGAGAACUCAGAGUAAUAAUAAGCAAACCGUCUAAGGCGCGGGAAAACGCCGGCGACCAAGUCAUAUUUGAUGUCAAUUUUGCAUCUGAUUGGUUGAGAGAGUGGCGCGAGUUUUCUGGACCAAUCACAGAGCAGAGUAAAGCAGAACCAAUGCAAUCCCGGAUUACUUUGGACACUCAAUUAAAAAUUUCUCUACUGGGCUUAAGACUAUGUGCACUUUACUAAAUCACUAGGAAAGGAAGACCAAGACAGAUCCAGCGACUAAGAGUGCAAAGACAAAAGAUCCUGACACCAGCCCAACAAAGGAAGUGCCACUUCAAAUAAAACAAUCUGGGAGUUCCACGGCACUUACUCAAGCUUUCCCGUCGCCCAAGAAAGCAGAGGGAAUGCCCUCUGGCAACAAUGUCAUGAGACGAAGGCGGAGCUCUGAAAGUGUGGAUGAUGAGUCCUUCACAGGGACACGAGUGAUCCACUUCACCAGCAGAGGGGGGCAUAUUGUUUAUUGUGGAAAAUACCAUGGUAAAAAAUACUUUACUGAGUGGGAGGGCCAGAUGGGAAACUACAUUAUUUGGCCCGAAUUCAUGACGUGUGGACCGAGGGCAGUGAGUUCUGUGCGUCAUGACCAAGAGGCAAAUGUUUCCCUUCUUGAGCGACAUAAGUCUGUACUAAGCUAGGAAGCCUAUCCAGCCGUGGCAUAUGCCGGUUUCCAUAGCAUGAAGCGAAUAGGAGUACUAUUCCCCCCAAUUUUGUUGUCUAUAAAAAAAUUUAUGCUUAUUAACACCAAAUUGCACUCAAAAACCUUGUGUAUUAUUGUUUUUAUCGAACGCGGUUGUUUUGACCGAACGCACGGUUUGAAUAAAUUAUUUUUGCACUUGAUGCGCGCGCUUUGCUACUACUUAAUCAUGAUAAGUUAUCUCCUAUUUUUUCAUGUAUAUUAUUAAUACGUAAUCACAUGAUUUUUCUCGCGAAAUUUGGAAUAAAUAAGCGCUUGUUAGUUUUUUCAAAGACCACGAAUUGCACUCGCCCUACGGGCUCGUGUAAUUUUGUUAGUCUUUGAAACAAUUUACUCGUGCUUAUUUAUUCCAAAUUGUACUCGAAAUCAUGUGAUUGCCCAUACAAAUUGUGCUUCAACCUGCAUACGAGGCGAUUAAACACAAAUAAGAAGGGCGCGUGCAAAACGACUACCAAAAUAUUUUUUAAAAAAGAACUUGGCUAGCAGCCAUCUCACUCUGUAGAAAUCGGCUAUAAAUUAACGCCCAGAUGUUGGCAAGAUUGAGAAAGCGAAAUUCACUGACAGUUGAAGUGCUGUUCAAAGGCUGGAAUACCAUUUAGGUAGUAAAAGCAUCUUCAAGGAAGAAGCGUGAGUUGGGGCUAUUUUGUUUUGUUUCAGGUCAGGGAUCAUCCGGUUCUAAAGUUUACAAUGGCAUGAACAUUACCAUAGGUGAUCUUGUGGUGGUGUGUGAAUGGAUUUUGUCGUCACUUCAUGCAGGACCUCAGAUGCGACGCACGCUGAGUAUCACUGACAACCAGCAACAGGAUCCGCAAGCAAGGCUUUUGAAACAGGUCUGGUUAUUAAUUCAACUACUUCAGGUUUUUAUUCUGUGAUAAAUUUAAAUUUUAGAACACACAACUGACGCGGGAACGGGUUAUACCACUGAAAUGUUUUUUGUUUUGUUGUUUGUAUUGUUUUCUUUUGUGUUUAUUUCGUUUUGUUCCAUUUCCUACUAAACGGUAUUUCCUUACAAAACAAAUGUCACACGACGCAAAAUUACAGAUUUCCAGCCAAAUUAAAAAUAAAUCUAAUUUUUUUGUGCUUUGUUUUCACUCUUAGGUAUUCAGUAUAGAGCAGGAGACUUUGUCCCUGAUCAACUGCGUCAGUCAUCCAAACCUGACACACUAUUUAGCCGUUAACGUCCAGGAAGAAUCUCCUAUUGUCAAAGUCCAGGUAUUUUUAAGUAUAAAGUAUUCUAGAUAUGUAUAGUAAAUCCUGAUUUUUCGCCUAUUCAACUUAAGAUUACGAGAAAAAGGAUUAAUUUGGAAUAUUUCGGAUAAAGAGGUCAUGGUGUCGGCCCCAUCCAAGUGAGUAUUCGUUCGCAAAAGUAUAGGGCCGAUUAUAUCAACAAAGUUUAGCCGUUUUUUACAAAACCGCGUUCUAAAAUAUCUUCAACCUAGCUGAAUCUUUUAUCUCAACAUUUAUUUUUGUGAACAGUGUCAAGAGAGCCGAAAGCCAAAAGAGGAAGGACAUUGGUUUAAUAAAAUCAACCCUCUUAUUGGGAAUAAUUGAGGCCCAUUGCUUGCGUAACACCGCGAUUUGGGUUAGACCUCUUUGAAAUAGGCGGCCUAUACUUUUUGGUGCGUUUUUGCUUAUUAUCCAGACUAAAACGCCCGAAAAACGUUCAUGACAACGACUUCAAAAAAGUAUCGCUUUUGGCUUCUUGUGGGAACGGGUGAAACAGCGGCUUUUGAAAACGAUGACGUGAAACAUUCCCUCGCCUCUAUUCACGUUUUUAGGCGCUUUAAUGUGGAUGAUAGGUGAGAAUUGAACCCAUCAAAGGUAUACGUUUUCGAAUGAAAACGUUAGGUAGGAAAAACCAAAAAGGCCAAGCAGGGUGAAAAAAAUUUUGAUUCGUUUUGUAGUUGCCGUUAAAACGGACAAAUUUGGUCGUGGCCUGAGGCGGUUAAUUGUCACAUUACCUCUAUUAUCUCUCCAUUCAUUAGAAUAAAUAGGUGGCAGGAAGCCAUUUUGAAUAUGUAACACUUGAACAUGUAACACUUAAAUUUAAAUUUCAUGUUUCAUUUUAACCUUUGUUCACCUCCAUUAAGCGGUGCCCCUAUACUGAGUCCCAACGGCCUGUUUGUAUUAUCUUCCACCUGUAUUAAACGGACAUUAAAAGAGGAAUUACUCAAAUAAAACUAAGAUUAAUUUUUUUAAAGUAAAUUUUGAUUUUUCUCUCCCAAAAUCAAAGUAAAUAGUGCUGUUGUUUAUCGCUUUUUAUAAUACCCCUAAUCUGUGGAACUUGUAUGAGGUGGUCAUCCCGCCAUUCCCCGCGUCCAAAACUAUGCCUUAUUUCCUCUCCUUUAUAAUAAUAAUAAUAAUAAGUCUUUAUUAAGCACUCUAAACAACAAACGUGUUUAGUUACAAUGAUAUGAAAUCAGCAAGUAUAAAACUAAUAAACUAACUAAAUUACUAACUGAAUAACUAAUAAGAGAACAAACAUCUAUUAAUAAAGGUCCUUUUGAAACGUUCAGUUCUGACAAGCGGGAGAAUAUAAUUAUGGCGCCUCUUACGUAGCGUAUCCAUUGUUCGCUCUGGUGGCAAAAGGUCAUCUAAAGCUGUUGGAAAAUCGCUGUCGGUGAUCUUGGCCCACAACUUCUUAUCUUUUAGAAUGAUAAUAUUUUCAAUCGAAAAAAGCUCUUUACAGUAGCCAAGCUUAAAAGCUCUCUUGAACAGCCUGUCUAUGCGACUCAGAUACUUAUGAUAAUACGCGCAACCCCAUACUUCUACAGCAUAUGUAAAUAUAGGUAGAAUAAGACUGAUAAAGAGAAGAUGAAGAUGAUCCAGCGGCAGUCCAUAGAAUUUACAAACACGUAAGAUGUACAGACGACUACUGGCUUUCGAUAUAAUAUUAUCAAAAUGUAAGUCCCAGUUACACGGAUCAGAUUGAAAAGUUACACCCAACAACUUCAGACAUGGUUUACGCUCUAUAGAUCAAGAUCUUACAUUUAGCGACCACAUUUCUGGUCUAAAGGCCAAGCUUUCUCAGCGUAUUGGUUUAUUGAAGAAGAUAAAGAGGUACCUUCCAAUAAAAGAAAGACUCUUAUACUAUAACGCCUUGAUUAAACCCGUCCUUAUGUAUGGGAGCAUGGUUUGGAAUAUCUGCGACGCUAAAGAACUCCACUGUCUCCUAAGGUUACAGAAAAGGGCUGCCCGAGUAAUCCUUGGAGUUGACUCUUAUUCUAGAAGUGUUAUAAACUUUAGUAAACUAGGCUGGUUGCCUUUUUUGAUGAAAUCAAACUAAAUAAGUGUACAAUGAUUUUUAAGAGCCUUAAAGGCGAUGUUCCGAUUUACAUCAGAGACUUGCUCAAGACGAACAGUUCUGUACACAAUAGGUCUACUAGACAUGGCAAUUUAAAUUUAGUGUGUCCCAAAUACCUAAGAAAUAACGAUGGUGGCAAGGCAUUCAGUGUUGACGCAGUUAAGUUAUGGAACAGCCUUCCCCAUAAUAUCAAAAAAAAAUAAGCCUAGUAUAAAACUAUUCAAAACAGCUGUGAAAAAGUAUUUUAUAAGCUCAUAUAGAAACCUGGACAACUUUGAAACAAUAUUAAGCAAUAGCACAUUAUCUAAUUUUAAUUUUUUAUAAAUUAAUUUUAUCUUUCUGAAUAUUUUUAAUAUAUCCUGCUAUUUCUAUCAUAGAAUUUUGUAAUUAUUUGUAUAUUUAUCUAUUUAUUAGUAUUAUUUUGUAAUGCUGUAUAAUCUAGUUAGAGGGCCACAGGUUUGUCAGCUUUUCAGCUGUUACGUGUCCCCCUCUAUAAAUAAAGUCCUUACUUACUUACUUACUUACUUACUAUAGAAACCAGAGGAGCAGGUAAGGCCUUAGUGGAUUUGGAUUUGCCUCUAAGAAGCAUCUCCCACGUUUUCUUGAAGUUUAGUUGCAUACGAUUAGCAGAUGUCCAUGCGACGAUCGAUCGGACCUCCUCAGCUGCUAAAUUGCCGUUAUUAGCCAGCGAUUUUACUGGAAUACUUAAUGUUAAAUCAUCAGCAUAUUUCACAAGUAAAUUCUGAUUUGGUAGAAUGGCCUUAAUAUCAUUGACCAUAAUAGAAAAUAGUAUAGGGCCUAAAACUGUCCCCUGAGGGACACCUCUAUUGAUAUUUACAUAGUCCGUGACAAUGGCAUCAACAACAACUCUUUGUUUCCUGUUCUGUAAAAACUAAUAAUCCAAUUGGUCACGUAUGGAUUUAUAUCAAGUGUUUUCAACUUAGAGCAGAGGAUAUCAUGAGGGACCGAAUCAAAAGCUUUGCUGAAAUCAAAAGAGAAGAUUCUAACACAAUCAAAACCCGACUCAAGCCAUUUCAGCCAAGCAUAUUGACACUUAAUUAAGGCCAUUGUCGUAUUGUGGCCUUUGCGGUAUGCAAACUGGUCGAAGCUAAUGAAGUUCUUCAUAUAUUGAGAUAAUUCUUGUCUGUAUACAAGACGUUCAAAAACCCUCAUUAUUACAUUAGUCAGCGAAAUAGGCCGCAACUGUGUGCAAUUUUUAAAGUUGGGCUCUUUAGGCAAGGGAGUUAUGUCGGCCAAUUUCCAAAGAUCAGGCACAAUGUGAUUUUCCAAAGAACAGUUGAAAAUAUGGGUAACAACAGGAGCGAGGUCGUACGCAAACUCUUUCCAAAACCAGUACGGGAUCCCAUCUGGACCAGAGGCAGUUCUUUUUAAUUUCAGUAGACUCCUGGUAACACUGGAGACCGUUAAAACAGGCAUCUCGCUUGAUUCCGGGAUAGUGACAGUGUCAAUGGGUUUAUAAAGGGGAUCAGUGUUAAUGGAACAGAAAAAAUUAUUGAUCUCGCUCGGGGAGAUAAUUGAGCUUACUUGCGAGUUGGUAGACUUCCUUCCUGUCAGGGAAUUGACUGUUGACCACCAAGAUUUGGAUCCUGCACUAUGUUUCUCAAAAUUCCCUUUAACUGCUCGAACUUGAUUAUCUCUGAUCAACUUGUUGAUUUUCUCUUGAAGAGUUUGGAUCUCAAUCGAAACAGAAUUUCCUGACAUGUUACUUCGCCGAAUCAAUUUUCGCCGUUGGUCCAGUAGAUGUUUGAUGCGCGUUUGGUCGUUGAUAAAAAACAGUGGUCAGUGACACGAACUGGAAUCUUGUGAUGUUGUUGACGAGAUCCAAAUCUAGAAUUAACACCAGCUCUACGACCUCUAGCUCUAUAGAUUCCCAAUGACUUUAAGCGAUGAAUAAGAUAAUAAUCCAGUUUAACCUUAGGACAACAGGAGCGAAGUUGAAAUAAAUUACGUCGACUGAAAGAAAAUCUAGGUCUUGAAGUUUGAAGUGAAGCAGUCGGCAUGUAGUUAAAAUUUUCCGGACCCGGGUUAAUUUCAACAUCCACUGCAAUAGAUAGGUCCUUGAUGAAACCUCUUUCAGACAGAGCAGCAACCGUCGAACCAUGCUUUGACCAUUUGGUGAUCGGUAACUUAGUUGAGCGUCUUGCAACAGCAAGGUCUUGACCGCAGCGAGAAGCAGAAAAUAGCUUUCGACUGACGCUAAAAGGGCCUUUAAAGGUAGAUGGAGGCGAACAGAUUGAAUUGUGCUUGUCAAGAUACUGAACGAACAAGGUAACAAAGCACAAAAGCUUAAAAAAACAACAACGACGAUAGUAAGCGGCAGCCAUCUUGGCGCACAUACAUUAUGUUUCAUAAUGAAACAUAAAUUCAGCAAUUAAUUAUUGUAUUUUUCCUUUCUUCCUUUAGGUUUAGUCAGAAUACGUUGGUGGCGGCGAUCUCAGUUUGCACCUCAAGAAAGAAGGGAUGGCUGUGGCACAGCUACGAGAAUACACUCAGCAACUUGUGGAAGCCCUGUGCUAUCUUCACAGUAGGGCUGUGGUCCAUAAGGACUUGAGGGUGAGUGAAACAGAGAGGUUCUGUUUAUUAAUUCAUUAAACAUUCUUCUUGAAAUCGUCAAUUUUGCUUAUGAGAUCCCCUGUUGCUCCAGAUUCACUCUUUCUCUUUCUUUUACAGUUAUCUAGUUGCCGCCUUGACUCUGACGGAAAUAUUCGACUGGCCGAUUACAGUGUUGGGAAAAGGUGAGUUUUAUUUAGUAGCUAGAGUUUAUAAAUUCGUUUUCACAUAGCAGAUCUGUUGACUAUUUGUACCAAAGGUUCAACUUAAUAUAAAUAGCCUUUUGUUAAGUGGUACACAUAGUUUUUUUUCAAACAAAUUCCUGCAAAUGACGAACAGUUAACUAACAACUUUUAGAUUUUACCAAAGGAUCCCACCGGUUGAAAUAUUACCUCCCAUUUUUUUGCCAUAAGAAACGUCUUAGUUUUCAAGGAUUUUUUUCUUUAGAUCAUUCUUAGUUUUCUUUUUUGUUCCUGUAUGUAAUGGUUAUUAUAGAUGCAGUAUCUUCCGGGACGAAAGAUUCCAAACUCUUGGAGCACCCUGCUGAAGUCAAGGUUAACUUUGCCACAUUCCUCCGCACCCCCUCCCAUUCCUCUUCCCCUCCCCCUCCCCCCGCAUGGCUACGCCUAUCUCGGCGCCUAGUGACGCCAGCAGCGUAAAUUGAUGUUAUGAUGCCCAGUGUUGGAUCAGUUUAAUUUUAAGUACGUCAAAGAAGCAGCGUAGUUGUUACAAGAACUAAAAAAUUCCCGUAAAGUAGACAGGCGAUUGAAUAUGUUCAAAUAAUAUUCAAGGUUGUCGGAUCUGUACCAAAUGUAUAGUGGGAAUGUGAAAGAAACACAGAGUAACGCUGCAGACGAAAACAAAAAAAUAACUUCUGGUUGUGGAAAGAAAGGAGAUGUCUACAGUUUGGUAAGGGAUAGCUUCGUGAAAUCUUAUUCAUGGGCCUUUGAAAAGCAUGGGUUUCUCUGUUUUUCUUUCGUUAGCCUCAUCACCAGUUUUGAGUGACACAAUUCAUCUGUGACACGCUUUCCUUGCGCGUGAAAAUGCUUUCAAUUCGGGGUAUGACAGCGGAGGGCGGAAGGCGCGAAACAGUACGAAGCUGCAAACCAAACUAAGGGCGGAGCUUAGGGUUUGGGCUAGGUUUAAAUUCAAGCAGCAAAAAAAGGGAAAAAAGAACUAAAACAUGCAAACAUGCAUACUAAAAAGAGUAGGUUCAGCAUUAUUUAUUCCAACAUAGAAGAGGCAACGAGGAUGCUGAACCCACUUGAGAUUAAUCAAGAUUUUAACACUAAGACUAUUUUUUUCCCCAAGGGCCUACUCGUUCUCUCUUUGGCUGUCGGAGAUGUAAUUUUUGUAGACGUGAAAGAAAUAUCUGCUUCAUUGCCGUCAGAUUUGCGAGACUUCCUUUUCAAGUAAGUGAUAUAUCUGAAUUCUAACAGCAAGACUCAUUUUUCAUGCAUGACAAACUCCAACAAUUCGCUAUUAUUCUGCAAUAGUAGUUUAGCUCGUUGGCACAACUUGUGAGAAAUGGUGGUGACAAAGUUCAUGCAAGAAAAUGAUUCUCAAUGAAAAGUAUGAAUACGUGCUUUUAUAAUUCUUCUUCUUCACAGUUGCUUAACGACCGAUGAAGGAAACCGGUGGUCCGCAUCUCAACCACGCGAACAUUCAUUUUUAACCUCAGUCAUAUACGGUAGUUUAGCGCACGGUCAACAGGAAGUUGGAAAGAACAGUGGAAAGGCAGGGGAUGAUGGGCCAUCACACCUGGUUGACCAACCGAAACGCGAAGAGCCUGUACCUGACUUCUCAUACAUCUCGGGAGUUCCUGGACAAUCCCGAGUAAAAUGCGAAUUUGAGGAUCUGCAGUUUCUCGGAAGAGGAGAUUUUGGAAGUGUCAUUAAGGUAUACUUGAGUUAAUGGUGUCAGUUUAACUUGCAAGGACGAGAACAAGAACAUCGUAAAAUCUAGAUCUUAAUGAGGUUUGGAUUCCAUCGGCAAGAUCGACCGUACCUUUUAUAGAAGACAUGGUCGUUUGGGACGAUGGGAACACACAUGGGGCCGGCGAAGACAACUUUUUAAUAUGCUUAUUUCUUGACUUGGUACGCUCAUUGAUGAAAACACGGAAGAGCGAUAAUGUCCUGCGAUGAAGUAAUCUGGUUUUUUUUUGUCUUAUCAUGAGCUUUGUAAGUAAAAAUUCUGUGGCCUUAUGAAGAAUCAAGCCACAGACCUUUCAUAUGUGACACGCAAUCGCCACACUGCGGGAGUGAGUAAUGUCGACAGCCUCGUGUGGGUGAAUAGAAUAGGAAAGAUGCUGGAAAUGUUUAAACCUUGUAUUGAAAUAAAGGAGGACUCCACAAGUCAGUUCAUAUGCCAUUCAGUUUAAAUCUUUGUUGUUAUUUCAUUUAUGCCUUUUUUUUUUGAAGGUACGAAAUAAGCAGGACAACUGCUUUUACGCUUUGAAACGGAUUCCUCUGAAUCCAAAGAGUACUCAGUUCUACAGGACGAUCAUGCGUAAGGUACAGCUGAUCAGCCGCCUAAAUCACGAGAAUGUCGUGAGGUACGCAUUUAAUGAAAUCAUUACAGACGGAGUUCGCGUUUAUGCACAAAUUGUGCGUACAGACACGCAACAAACUUCGGUGGAGCGCAUAAACACAGAGCAAAUCGGGACGUAUGGGAGAAGAUUUGAAAUUAAAAAAGUUCCAGUAAAAAUUAGAGAAAAAAUACCACUGAGUAAACAUAUCCAGAUGGUUAGAUUUAAAUAUUUCACUUCAACGAAAGGAGAACGAGCAAAGUGAUUAUGAUGAGGCAAUUUUAGUGUGGUAAAUUUCGCUUGGUCCUCUUUUAAGCCAGUGCCUUUUACAUCUGUAGCUAGGUGGUUUUACAGGCUCCAAUAAUUAUUGCUAGUUUAAGAAGAAGAGUCGCUUUGAGUUGGUGAAUGGUUGUCGUAAAGGAAAUACUGAAAAUGAGAAAUCUAAGGCGCCUUUUAAGGGAAACGGAGCGCAACGCAAGUUAAAACUGAUAUGUAAUGUACUAAUCCAGUACAGCUGUAUUUUAAUGGGAGAACACUUAGCUCCCUUGCCAGUCUACCAGCAUUCCACUCUAAUUAUCGAAAACAGACUACCCAAAUCAAAUUUAGCAUGAUUGUUAAAAACCCCCAUCAGGCAGCGGGUAAACCAGUCGGCUGUUGGUUGGCUAUUGUCGAAGAGUUUAGCUCGAAACUACUAAAAAACAAAUUUAACAGAUAUUUAUUACCGCAAGACUCAAAUGCAGAACCUCAGAGGGACGAGUCUGACCCGCUUACAACUUGCGGUUCACGCUGCCUUACUUCUAGUCACAUUUUCCCUUCUGUAGAUAUUUCGAUUCCUGGAUCGAAAACGCAGAGGACGUUGAAGACUCCUGGUGGCAAGACGACGAGAAAGGAAAGAACAAUGAAUCAGAUUCGUCUUCAAGUGACUCGCAGGAAUCGAUUUGUUGUCCAAGUAAAUUAACACCAUCUGAGAUUCACAGUGUGUCAUUCGUUAAUAGCAAGUCUGAGUCGUCUGAAGGGGUGGUGUUUAGAGGAAAUGUUGAAGCUUUGGUUUCUCAGAGUGGAGAUCUGUCAGAUACAGAGGUAAGGUAGUCUUGAAAAAAAAAUAUUAAUCACAAAAAAUUGACUUUGUAGUCGUGGCGAUUUUCCAUCAGGUAACUGCUAAGUAAGAGAGAAAUCUGUGUUGAUGCUUUACUUCUGUAACCUUGUCGUUCCGUCCGAUAAGGGUGACUACACAAGAAAUGAAGAAAUGUGAAAGUGGUUUGGGACAUGGUGGUUAAGAAUAUUCCUAGGUUUUCUUGAUAAACUACUCGAAAUACUUUUGUCGAGCUUCCAUGACAAACGCUGGUAUGAAAACAUAUUUCAGUUGACAUACACCUGUAGUCCACUCUGCUUUGAAUUCUCAUUAGCUGACUGAAAAAAAAAAACAAAACAAAAACAGAAACAAACAAACAAACAAACAAAAACAGGGGGCUAACAGAAGUUUAAGAGUAUUCAUUGCAGGAUACGUUUUAGCAAUUGUUACAUGCACAGAAUAAAUUAGCUGAGGUACGUGAUCACAACGUUACAGGAUGCUCGGGAACAAACAUACACCAUCCUCGUUCCUUUUUUUUCUUCUUUCUUGAAGUCCGAAGAUUCUGAUGAAGAAACGGAAUGGCGGGAGACUAGAAGCGAGUCCAGUAGAGAACAGGUGGGACUACAGUACCUGUACAUCCAGAUGGAGUACUGUGAGAAGAGCACCUUAAGGAACCUUAUUGACGAGGGCUUGCAUGGAGAUAAGGAGCGAGUUUGGAGACUUUUUAGAGAGAUCGUCGAGGGCCUGGUACACGUUCACACUCAGGUGAUGCACAAGCGCUUAGUCUGCCUUGAUGUAAUCUACUUAGAUUUUCUUAAGCUAGAGCAAUGUUCAAUUAAUUGUCCUUUAUGAACGAGUCGAUUACCAAGAUCAACAUUGGUUCUUGUUAGAACAGUGAUAGCAGAUCAAACGUGGGUGACUCAGAUGUUUCGCUGUUCCACGUACGGAGAAAAACGGAAAACAUAACGCUUUCUUUCUUUAUCUCCCUCUUUUUUUUUCGUUGAACAGGGCAUUGUUCACCGGGAUCUUAAGCCCGUAAACUUGUUCCUAGAUUCUCUCGGCCGCAUCAAAAUAGGCGACUUUGGCCUCGCAACCACCCACGGCAUGAUACACGGAGAAAUGGGCACUGACGACCCAGAUUCUAUUGCUAAUGGCCAGUCUCCUAAGAUGAACCCGAGCUGUAAAGAGAGUAUGGCAGGCGAGGUUGGUUCGACGCUGUACACGGCUCCGGAGGUGGGAAAACGGUUUAGCGGUCGAAUGAAGUACAGUCAAAAGGUUGACUUGUAUAGUUUGGGGAUUAUCUUCUUUGAGAUGUGUUACAAGCCUUCCGCAACCUUUAGGGAGAGGGUUAAAGUUUUGGGAAAUCUACGAACGGUGAGCGCAUGUUUACCCGUGCACUACACGCAUGUAAGAACGAAAGAAAUUUGCAAUUUUCCCGCCCACUAGGAGGGAUCAAAAUAGCCAAAAGGGCGUUCUUGUGAUCUACUUUCAAAUGUUUUAACGUGAAGAUGCUCCUCACUUUUUUUUUAUAUUCACUUUCCUGAGCCUAAAUUGAAAAGGAAGUAGAAUAAUGCCAAACAAUAUUCCAAGUUUUUAGUCAAGCCUUGAGGGGCGACAAAGUUGUCGGUCUUUUCAUUUCAGAACAUUGAUAACGCUUUUCAUCAACUCGUUUCCUAAUUAGGAAGGAAUCAUCUUCCCGACUGAUUUUGACUACAAGGGCCUCGCUAAGAAAAUCAUCGUCCUGAAGUGGCUCCUCAAACAUACCCCUGAGGAGCGCCCUACCUCACAAGAACUUCUUCAAAGCCAGUAUGUCCCUUCUUGA